CAGGAGUCCAUACUGGAAUCAGCCAAUUAAACCUUUGGAAGUCAUAGAACACACUUCUGUCGGAAAAUGACCGGAGCUCUGAAUUCCUAGGAAAAGCAUGAAAUCAAUCGAUUUCCUUGGACUUGAGCACAGUCACAAAUUAACCAGUUUGCUUGAGAAGUUGCGUGUGAAUUGAAUAACAGCCCCGGAGUGGUCCGAGUGGACAAGCUGUUGCAUUUGCCGAGAAUAUUUUCCCCAAUAUAAUCAGGGGAACAUACUUCUGAGGAAUCAACAUUUUGCUGUUGUGCUCCUCAAAAUACUUUCUUUGUGUGUGUGUGUGUUGCAGAAAAUGGAUAGUGGUAACAUAAAAAGUGGCGGUGGCAUGGACGAAACAUUGCUGGAUGGAAAGCUGCACCGUCAAGUCACUACUCUCAUUGUUGCCCAUCUUCUUGAGAACAAUUUCAAUCAGGUCUAGUCAGAUUGGAAUGUUUCUGAAGUAUAAUCUUUUCAGUCUGGUCAGAGUCCUUCUCAUGUGGUUUGAUCUGGACCGAAUCUUUAUGAUUUGUUAGAAUAAUAAGAACAAGUAAUAAUGAGGAAGAUCGAAUUUGUGGUGAACAGAAGCAACACCGUACUCUUUGAUAGGCAUUAGGCACAAGGCUGCGAGAGCUGUUGCAUCAGCUACAAUGACGCCAUUGACUGUUGAAGCUCCUCGUAAUAGGCUACUUGAAUUGGUUGCAAAGGGUCUUGCAGCUGAGAAGGUUGAAAUGCUGAAUGGAGUUUCUUUAGCUGCACCAUUUGAUCCAACUCUAGCUGAUGGAUAUGGCUCCAUACUAGCUCGUCGGGCAACUUUGGUUGAUUUUAGUAUUGCACAUGAUACCAAAGGGUCUUCAAAAAAAUUUCCCAAACAUGAAGUUCGACAUAUUUCUGAACACAAGGACAUUGCUAGAUGUGCGAGAUUUAGUUCUGAUGGUAGGUUUCUUGCUUCUGGAAGUGCAGACUCAUCAAUCAAACUCUUUGAGGUUUCAAAAGUCAAACAAAUGUUGCAGCCAGAGACAAAAGAUGGCCAAGUGAGGCCAGUUAUACGAACAUUUUAUGAUCACACGCAGCCAAUUAAUGAUUUAGAUUUUCAUCCUCGAAAUGCAGUUGUGAUAUCUGGGGCAAAAGAUCACACCAUCAAGUUCUUUGAUUUUUCAAAAGCAGUAGCAAAGAGAGCUUUUAGAAUUAUUCAGGAUACUCAUAAUGUGAGGUCUGUGUCAAUUCAUCCUUCAGGAGAUUAUCUUCUGGCAGGAACUGAUCAUCAUAUCCCUCAUCUGUAUGAUAUCAAUACUUUUCAAUGUUACCUGUCUAUGAGUUUCCAAGACACUAUUGGUAAUGGAGCAAUAAAUCAGGUUAGAUAUUCACGAAGCGGCGGUAUGUAUGUAACAGCAUCCAAAGAUGGUGCUAUUCGGUUUUGGGAUGGUGUGACUGCCAAUUGUGUUCGAUCCAUAGAUGGUGCACAUGGAACGAUGGAAGUUACAAGUGCAAACUUUACAAAAGAUCAAAGGUAUGUUCUUUCUUGUGGAAAGGACUCUUCUGUGAAGCUUUGGGAAGUUGGAACAGGAAGAUUGGUCAAGAUGUAUCAUGGAGCUAUACAUAGUCAGUUGCGAUUCCAGGCUGUGUUCAAUGAUACAGAAGAAUUUGUACUAUCCAUAGAUGAAUCGAGCAAUGAGAUUGCCAUAUGGGAUGCUCUGACUACCGAAAAAGUGGCUAGAUUGCCCUCCACGCACGUUGGUACUCCUCGUUGGAUUGAGCAUUCUCCGACCGAGGCUGUAUUUUUUUCUUGUGGGAUCGACCAGUCUGUACGGUUCUGGAGAGAAGCAAGUUAGUGUUUUCUGAAGAAGCACCAAAUUGAUAUCUUGGGACUCCAACCAUGCCUGUCAGAUGGAGAGCAGGCGGAAGAAAGAAACCUCAGCUUCAAGAUAAUGAAUUGUUUCAACAGACUUACUGUCAUGCUGGAGCUUCGAUAUAUUAAUCAUGACAUUUUCCUUUUCUCACCUAGCUUAGCUGUAUUAGGGUUGUGAUCAAGAUUAAGGUAAUAUUUGCAUGGCAUGGUUACAAGUGAUUUGUUCUAGAAUUAUAGUGAAAAAUGCUUAAUUUUAUACGAUAGCAGUUUUUGGAAAUAAAAGCAAUUUUUAACUUUUUCUUUC
This is a messenger RNA of Cuscuta epithymum, 2165 nucleotides long. Lineage: Eukaryota; Viridiplantae; Streptophyta; Magnoliopsida; Solanales; Convolvulaceae. The record is from the annotation of a GenBank genome assembly.